AUGGCGAACAUUAACGGAACCAUCACCGUCCUCGCCCCUCCCGAUGGCUAUGUCGUCGACCUCGAAAACCCCAAAACACAAUACGUGGUUGAGUCGUACACGGUUGUCGCAGUGGAGAUGACAUUCUGUUUCCUCUUUUUGCUUCAGCGGCUGUACACAAAGAUCGUAAUCAUGAAGAAGUUCCAAUUGGAGGAUGGGGUGGUCAUCUUUGCCUGGUUCUUCUGUAUGGGCACACAGAUUUGCGGGCUUUUGGGGUUGGCCCACGGAGCCAUCGGGCGACACGCUUGGGAAAUUAGCAUUGAGAAGUAUGCAUUCUACUCACGGAUCAUCCUCGCUGCACCACUUCUCUACGCUAUUGGUACUGCAGCGGCUAAAAUUUCACUCGCUCUUUUCUAUCGACGUUUGAACCCUAAUAAGGUGUUCCAAGGCUUUGUCUGGUUCACUCUCUUUGUAUGCCUGGCCGCGUACACUGCCAUAUUCUUCAGUUUGCUGUUCGCUUGCAAACCCAUAGCAGCAAGCUGGGACCCCUUGCUUCUUGCUCUUCCAACCACGGUCUGUCUCAACCGCGGCGGCAUAUACCUCGCUCAAGCUGUCAUCGGAAUCGUCACCGAUGUCUUACUACUUGCGCUGCCGGUACCCACGGUGCUGAAACUUCAAAUGCCUAAUAAGCAGAAGCUUGGUUUGGUCGGUAUCUUCGGGGUGGGAUCAAUCACUAUCGUUACUUCUAUCGUGCGACUGAUAAUUCUUUUACCCUCUCUGACGACCGCGGAUCAAACCUGGGUUAUUGGCGAAGGUUUCUUAUGGAUCUACGUUGAAGCUAACCUCUUGAUAAUGUGCUGUUGUCUGUCUACCCUUCGGCGUUUCUUCAAGCACUUUGCACCCCGCCUGAUUGGCGAGUACUCAUCCGGCAGCAACAGCAAGUCCCACGAGCGCGGCUUCUCGCGCAACCACGCGCAGCGUACUUUCGGUAGCGGUGGCGCCAAACGCACCCUUGAUACGCUCAUGAACACGAAGAACGAAGACAAUGGUAUUCCGCUGUCGUCUUUUGAUGACAUGGAUAAAAGUGGUGGUAAGAUAGCAACGAAGGCGAAGAACAUGGGCAGAGACAGUGAUAGUGAGGAAGCUAUCCUGUUCGAAAGAAGCGUUCAAGUGACAUACGAGAACCGUGAUGAUCAGAGCAUGAGCGGGGGAGGGCCAGCGAGAGGCUACGAAGGGACUCAGUCCCAUCAGCCCAAAGUUUGGACUGAGAGGAGAGCGCCUCAUGCUCACUGA
Messenger RNA from Didymosphaeria variabile, 1272 nucleotides. RefSeq lists its product as uncharacterized. The transcript is spliced from 5 exons. The record is from RefSeq and is a predicted model, not a curated record. Lineage: Eukaryota; Fungi; Ascomycota; Dothideomycetes; Pleosporales; Didymosphaeriaceae. Bases 1 to 1272 code for a protein of 423 amino acids.